This is a messenger RNA of Ctenopharyngodon idella (grass carp), 1993 nucleotides long. Its product is annotated as macrophage mannose receptor 1-like. Lineage: Eukaryota; Metazoa; Chordata; Actinopteri; Cypriniformes; Xenocyprididae. The transcript has 6 exons. The coding region runs from base 98 to 1201 and encodes 367 amino acids. The record is from RefSeq and is a predicted model, not a curated record.
UGAUGAAUGAGGGAUAAGAGCAGAUAUAAUGAUCACACUGUUUAAAGCUGCAGACAGAAACAUCAGACUCAGGACAGAAACACACGACCUCUAAAAAAUGGAGCAAACUCUAUAUUUCAUUCUUCUUCUCAUUGCUCUCUGCUCCGUAUCUGAAUGUGUUCAGCGUCAGUAUCACUUUAUAAACGUGACGAAGACCUGGACUGAAGCUCAGAGAUACUGCAGAGAGAAUUACACAGAUCUGGCCACCGUUGACAACAUGAACGACAUGAUCGAGCUGAACAAGAGUGUGAAAGAUUCAGGCGUUCAGUAUGUCUGGAUUGGGCUGGAGAGGAAAUGGCAGUGGUCUUCAGGUGAUCCUGCGCUCUAUCUGAACUGGGCUCCUGGACAACCUGAUGGCAGAGAAGAGAUGUGUGCUGUGAUGAGAAAUGGACAAUGGCAUGAUUUGUCAUGUAGUAUCAGCCUGACUUUCAUCUGCAGUUCUUCUAACAACACGAACACAGGACUCGUCUUUGUCAAUCAGACGAAGAAUUGGAGAGACGCUCAGAGUUACUGCAGACAGAAUCACAUUGAUCUGGUCAGUGUGAGGAACCAGAAUGAGAGUCAACAGCUUCAGAAGUUCAUCAAUGAUAGUCUCAUAUCUGGUGAUGUCUGGAUCGGUCUCUUCAAUGGCUCAUGGCAGUGGUCAGAUCAGAGUAACUCCUCAUUCAGAUACUGGUAUCCUGGUGAACCUAAUAAUGCUGGAAAUGAAAUCUGUGUAGAGAUUUAUCCGAACGCUCAGGGACAAUGGAAUGACGACCCUUGCAAUAAACAACAUCCUUUUGUGUGUCAUGAAGAUAAACUGAUUCUGAUCAAAGAGUAUCUGACGUGGUCUGAAGCUCUGAGAUACUGCAGACAGAAUCAUACGGAUCUGGUCUCGGUUCAUUCAGAAGAGAUUCAGCGUGAGGUGAUGAAUGUGGUUAAACAGGCGUCUACUGAGGAGGUGUGGUUGGGUUUACGUCACUCCUGCACUGUGGGCCUCUGGUUCUGGGUGAGCGGACAGACCGUGUGCUAUCAGAACUGGGCUCCAGGGAACGGCACAGGAGAGGAAGAGUGUGAGUGUACAGUGAGAUCUGGAGCAGUUCAGUCUGGAGGAGAUCAGCGCUGGAUCAGCCGUCCUGAAACUCACAAACUCAACUUCAUCUGCAGCAGAUAUGAAGAGUGAAUGGAUACACAUACAUUUCAUGUAAGAUAACAAAUGCUUGUGUGUUCACUUCCUUUAACUUCAGUUUCAUUCAUCACUUGGUUUGUUGUGAAUCAUUCAGCACGUGUAUCAAACUGCUAAAGUCACGUGAUUUCAGUAAACAAGGCUUUUUUGAAACAUUUCAAAAUUUUAAUGGUUUGCCACUAUGAUCUCUGUGAACCCAUGAACCUGUGUCUGUAUGGUUAUACAAUAAAAUAAAAGAGACUUACACAGUAGGGUAUCAUGUAAGUCUAAAUAAACAGUUUCAAAUAUUGACGUUUGUUGUUCAGUUGUUAAUUGUUAAGAGCCUCGACGUCCAGAACUGCUGUUUGCUUUCACAAACUCUUUCUGUCUCGUUUUGUGUUAUUUACUAACUUCAGAAUUAAUUGAAUUUUGUGAGGGGUCAAAGGGCAUCAUAUACUCAUCAUUAUACUGUAUGUUUAUACUGUUUUCUUUCUAUUUUGUCAUGAUAUAAUUCAUGUAACUGAAGAUGGUGUGAGUUUUUUAAUUCCUCAUUUGUGUUUUAAGGAUCUCUGUAUGCUGUUGUGGCUACUUCUCUCUCUUAUAUUGAGUUUCAUGUGUUAAUCAUGACUUUAUAUUAGAAAUGACUGGAUGAAUGUGAAUCAAUGAGCACCAACAUUAUGUGCCUCAGAUAAAUGAAAUAUUGUUUAUUCAUGAAGGAGUGAAGGUUGGGUAUAAAAUAUCUAAUUCUUUUGUGCUAAACAUAAAAGAACGUGUCAACAACAGCAGCUCAAAUAAACUCAUGUACAACCA